AUGCUUUCAUCAGAUGUCGUUAUUUUUGGGACAUUGCCUGAAGAUCUACUUCAAAACACGUUUCAUGAAGAUCUUUUUUGCACGUUCCACGGUGUUUCCACGAAUGAGAAUAGUAUAGACGUGAAAAGCCAUUCCACAGAGGAGAAGUCAGUGGCCCUCGCAUCAAACACAUGGCUGUGUUUUACGCAUACUGGGCAAGGAAAGCAGUGGUCUGUGCAGCUGAAGCCAUUUCAACAGUAUUUGGAUAAUGUUGAAGCAGUAUCUGUCGCCACUUCGCUUCAUCUUCCUUUAAGGCCCCUUUCAAAUACUAUAACAGAGCCUCUGAAGUGUGCAUUGCAGUUUGUAGAGGAUUCGUGGGUGUGCACUGAGCUCUCUAACCCCAAGGCUUCGACAGUGGGGACGAUAAAAGGGGUUGAAAAUGACCAACACCCAAACGGAAUGCCACCCGCUUUCUUGGACUCCACAUCCUUACCACAGGAUAUCACAUCCCUAUCAAUGACUAUGAAUGUGCGCACUUCGGAUACCGCGACAUUUGCUGGGGGUGAUAGGGGCAUACUUCCUCAAACAUCCCUAGAUGGUUUAUUAGCGUCAAGUGAGCAUCGUAUGUUCGUCCUGGCUAUAGCACAUUACUUGGGUCCUUCUCCACGUUCCUUGAAAGAAAUUUUAAGCUAUAUUUUCUCAUUUAGAUCAGCAUCGCCGGAUGCGCCUAAGACCUUUAACAAAAAUGACGGUGAUGAGAUUCCCAUUAGAUUCUUUGGCUUGUCUACUUCAAAUGGGAGACUUGCUUAUCAUAUGAAGGAUGUGCAAGCGGUUGUGAACCUUUUAGCAUCUAAAGGCACUUCUGGCACGCAGUUUGAACUUAAGACAGAGGGGUAUGCUCUCAUUGAUUUGAAUCAAUACGAUAGCAGGCUUACCAAACAGCGGGUGGCAAAUAGGGCAUUCCCAAAACUUUCGGCGAAUUCUCAGAGUGUCAAACAGUAUGCAAGUCAGUUGCAUGCAAUGGAGCUUUAUGUCGAUCGAGACUUGUUUACUCGCGGUCGUGGGAUCAUGAGUGGAUUGGGGACAGCCAAAACAGAGAACAGAGUUCGCCCAAGAAACAUAGAUACCAAUAGCGGUGAGGAUGAGAUAAAAAUGAGAGAGGCGAAUAAGUACACCAGAGAAGAGAUCCACAGCGAAGGAAAGAUACUAGCGCAGUACACGGACCUUUCUCAGUGCGGUAUUGAGUGGGAAAGUGGCGACCUUGGGUUGUUAUUCAUUACUUCUGACUCUCAGCAUCAUGAGAGCAUGGAUUUACUUAAGAAUCGUCAAGCGGUACGACUUGCACUUAUACAGAAAUCUCUUAGGGAAUGCCAACUCCCAUCGAUGAUGAUUACCUCUGAUGAACAACUAGUGGAGUCUCUGCGAGACUACCGGCGUCUCUACGAAUUUUAUCAGACAUUGAUGAAAGGUAUGGAAUCACAUAGCCAUGUAAGCCAUAGAGCAAGGGCUUGGUACGAUCGUAUCGGGCCGGAGCGGCGAUCGGCAAGUUUGAUGCAGCAACUAAAGGAGUGGUGGGAACGGCAGAAGAAAUUGCGUGAAAAAUGGCUUCCCGUGUAUGUGUCGUUGCAGCAGGAGACAUAUUUUUUGGAGAAAGACAUUAUGAAAUACUUAGACUUGUGUAGUCUUGGGGUUAUUUGA
Phytomonas sp. Hart1 is the source of this 1677-nucleotide messenger RNA. Lineage: Eukaryota; Euglenozoa; Kinetoplastea; Trypanosomatida; Trypanosomatidae. The record is from the annotation of a GenBank genome assembly.